AGCGAUGAAGGGUCCAACGAAGGUGGAGUGGAGACGCAUGAAUUUCCUGUAGUAAUGGUUUCAAAAUCGCACCUUUCCGGGACGGACGACGAGCCCGACGAGUGAGGCGGAUCCCAGUACAGUCCCUGCAACUUUGCAGGGUCCUCGACACCGCAGAGAGAGAGAGAGAGAGAGCGCGAGAGAGGGCGAGAGGGAGACGCAGGAUGAAGCGAUUCUUCAAGCCCGUGGAGAAGGACGGCUCCAACAAGAAGCCCGCUCUGUCUCAUGGCGGCGACGACGGCGAAACGGCGGGUGAGGAGAAGAAGAAGAGAGAGCCACUGAAGUUCCUGACGUGGAAUGCCAACAGCUUUCUCCUCCGCGUCAAGAACAACUGGCCCGAAUUCACCAAGUUCGUCUCCGAUCUCGACCCCGACGUCAUUGCCAUACAGGAAGUAAGGAUGCCUGCAGCUGGUUCAAAAGGUGCGCCUAAAAAUCCUGGAGAGUUGAAAGAUGAUACAAGCUCCUCACGAGAGGAAAGGCAGAUACUGAUGCGCGCGCUUUCAAGUCCCCCCUUUGGAGACUAUCGUGUUUGGUGGUCCCUUGGAGAGUCGAAGUAUGCAGGGACUGCACUGUUAGUGAAGAAGUGCUUCAAACCGAAAGUCUCCUUUUCUCUCGAUGGCAAAGCGUCAAAGCACGAGCCAGACGGUCGAGUUAUCUUGGCCGAAUUUGAGACAUUUCGUUUGUUGAAUACAUAUUCCCCUAACAAUGGUUGGAAGGAGGAGGAGAACUCAUUUCAAAGAAGAAGGAAAUGGGAUAAAAAGUUACUGGAGUUCGUUGUCAAAUCGUUAGACAAGCCCUUGAUUUGGUGUGGUGAUCUUAAUGUGAGCCAUGAAGAGAUUGAUGUAACUCAUCCAGAGUUCUUUAGCGCUGCAAAACAAAAUGGUUAUGUCCCUCCUAAUCCAGAGGACUGUGGACAGCCUGGAUUUACCCUGGCUGAGAGGAAGCGCUUUGGAGCCAUACUGAAGGAGGGAAAACUCAUAGAUGCAUACCGAUACCUGCACAAAGAUAAGGAUAUGGAGUGCGGCUUUUCAUGGUCCGGAAAUCCUAUUGGGAAGUAUAGAGGAAAAAGAAUGAGAAUCGAUUAUUUCAUAGUUUCAGAGAAGUUCAAAGAUAGGAUCAAAUCAUGUGAGAUGCACGGGCGAGGGAUUGAAUUGGAAGGUUUUUAUGGAAGCGACCAUUGCCCUGUCUCCCUUGAGCUUUCAGAAGCCAUAUCAGAUUCUGUGUAGAGCCAAGGUCUAAACUUAAGGUUAUGAUGUUUCAUGCAUUCCUCGGAUGGGCAUCUAUUAGAUCGAUGGUGCAUUUAUUUUUAGAAGCAUGGUGCAGGCAUUUGUCAGACUGAAAUUUAAUAUUAGGAUUGUCGAGUCCAUAGUCAUGCUAUCUUACCUGCAAUGGCCCAUCAGCAUUUACAUUUCGGUCAAGUUUUGUACUAACCAAUCAUUAAUGUCAAUUGGCAGAUUUGGAGUUGACUGUAUCGUUUUGUUUGACUCAUACCUAAUGGCUUCUAGACUCUGCUCACUGCUCAGAGGCUCUUUAAUGUACACUAGGGUUGUUGCUUGUCGAUUGAACUGUUUAGAUAGGAACUGGGGAAAAGUGGGUGAUGUGCUUUCUGAUCUCAUGGCAUCCCAAAUGGCAGUGGCAUCUUUUGCUUUAGUUGGUGGAGGAUGGCUGGGAGAGAAUCUGUCUGCUUGGGCAUGAAGUUUCCAUUCUCAGUAUCAUUUGAUGAAAAAUCUGGAUUGGAAGACAUUGUUGGUACUAGAAAGAUUCAUGAUUAGCAUGCCGUCCGGGCUUGAGCUUGCUUAAUGUUGAGUUAGAUUGGGGUCACAUUGCUUGUAGCUAGAAAGAUCCCUCAACAUGCUUGAUGAAUGGUGCACAUCAUGAAGAAUAUACUCUGUGGUCCAGAUUCAGCAAUCGAGGCUACAGCCCUUUUGAAGAGCUUCGGGCAUCUCGGCAAAGUCUUUUUACUUUUCGAGAAUGGUUGUAGCCCCACUACAUCGGUCCUUCAUUUGAUGAGAUGAAGGGUUCGAAUUCCUCUUAGGUUGCUUCUCACGCCUCACCUGGUAGGGUUAGGCACGGCACGACUCAUCUGCGUUGGGUGGUAUUAUGGGAUCUGUACACAUUUGCUUUACUGACUAGUGAUCACUGAGGAGUAGGCAGGCGAUCUCCUGCCGAAAUAAUGCUAAUGCAGAGCUAUCACCGUUCGGCCUAAAGGAUGGUAUUGUUGCAUGCGGCUUGUUCAGUCGAACACAUGUUUGAUCUUGGAAGUUUGAUACUCGUGUUUUGGCUCA
This is a messenger RNA of Eucalyptus grandis, 2324 nucleotides long. RefSeq names its product DNA-(apurinic or apyrimidinic site) endonuclease. Gene Ontology annotation, molecular function: DNA-(apurinic or apyrimidinic site) endonuclease activity; double-stranded DNA 3'-5' DNA exonuclease activity; phosphoric diester hydrolase activity. Lineage: Eukaryota; Viridiplantae; Streptophyta; Magnoliopsida; Myrtales; Myrtaceae. Gene Ontology annotation, cellular component: nucleus. The record is from RefSeq and is a predicted model, not a curated record. The transcript is spliced from 9 exons. Bases 204 to 1265 code for a protein of 353 amino acids. Gene Ontology annotation, biological process: base-excision repair.